CAUUGUUUUAUAUCUUCUUAUAUACCGAGCAUACUUUAGAAAGUGUAUAUCCUUCUGUGUUAAUGUUAUGCAUUCCAUACAACGUUAUUAUUUACACCGGAACUUUUAUAAAUAUGUCCAUUACUGGUCAACCACAAGAAAUCAGCACAGUAAAAUCGUCAUGGGAAAUAUUAGAUUCACCUGUCCCUCUGAAAUCUGAAUCUUUACAACAUCCUUCCAAACGGAAAUCAAGAACAUUGCUGUCGGUUUCAAAUACGAUCACUUCGAUUAGAGCUGAAUCUUCCGGGUAUUCAACAGACCAACAUUUAAAUCUGUCUGACCAACAGACAUCAGAAGAUACAUCUUAUAAACACAUAUCUUCUACUAGAAUAAAACCAACUUCUCAAACUCUCAACCCCGAACUGGAUAGUACUGGGCGGCUAAAAACCGAGGACUCCAUUUCUCAGGAACAUAUAAGAAAUAGAUUAGAAGAAGUGCAGAAGGAGCCUAACAGCAGAGGUACUGCAACUUAUGUUUCCAGCCAACGUCGUCCAACGGAAGAUAUUGCUGAAACCAUAGCAACCGAAUUUGAGAAACACGUACGAAAGUCACAUAGGCCGAUUAAAAGGGAAUUAGAUACUGAAGACGCUGCUAAUAUACGAUAUUUGCAAGAUCAGUUAAUAAAAGAAGAUACCGAAAGUACUGCCUUUCACCAAUUUGCGCAUGAAGAAACAGUUCUGUCAAACACAUCUGGAAUGAAUGAUCCAAACUCUAAGUUGCAGAGUCGAGGAAUUUCCGAAGGAUCAAAUUCAAAUGUAAUAGAUACAAGAUCUCCUGACAGCCGCGAUUAUUCUGAAAUAUCAAGAGAAACAAGCUCUACUGCAUAUCAAGGGCAAAUAUCCUGCAGCAUAGCAUCAGUGCAUCAUUCAGAAAAUUCAGGUAUGUCGCACGUGUCUUUAGAUAGACCGAGACACCUAGUUAAUAACAGACAUGCUUCUGAGCGUCGUCUCUAUAGAAACCCUCAAGGAGAACGCCCAAGGCCAGCUGAAACGAUGAAUAAUCAGUACCAUAAUGAGGACCAAAGGUAUCCGCCACAUGAAGCGCAUAAUUAUCGUCCAACUUUUCAGGAUUCCCAGUCAUCUUCCAGAUAUCUUAAUAACGUUCGCUUCCCUCAAAUACAAGUAGAUGACAUUGCAGCGCUCAAAGAUGAAGACCGGCGAGAUCAUACACCUAGAGGAGACUCGGUCGUUUCGAACGCCGCUAAGUCCAUGUCGGAAGUUGUGGAUCAUCCUCAUGUUCCGGCGCCCACGGAGGAAGAUGCACCGUUUCCUAGACAGACGAUACCAUUGGCUAAUGCGCCGCUACCGACGUUCCAUCCUCCUCCAACUAUCAUUCAAAAUGGAAUAUCACAGGCCGAUCUGCUCGAACUUAUGUCUAAAGGUUUAGGGCAAUUUACAACAGAAAUGACGGUUAUGGUAUUAGAGAAGUUGAAACCUGAAUACGAAGCACUCGCAAAACAAGUAGGAGAAGAGGUGAAAGAGUCUACCAUAACAGAGCUGAAAGAUCUCAGGGGAAAAUUGACAGCUUCGGAGGCAGAAGUCAAAUCCUUAAAAGUCGAGCGAGAUAAUCUCAAAACCGAAAAUAGCAAAGAACGCGAUCAAAUGAAGAAAGAAUUCGAAAAGGAUAGACUGAAGCGAGUAAAGGAGUUUGAAGAAAAGAAAGAACUUAUCGAUAAUCUUCAGAAAGAAAACGAGCAGUUCAAGUCAUUGCUGAAGGAAAAAGAUAAAAUGUUGAAGAAAGCAGACGGGAAGGCAAAAUCCGAAGAACAGAAGCGGAUAAAAUUUGAAGAAGAAUCUGGAAAGAAGCAGAAAGAACUUCAGAAAGAACUAGAUAAAAUUAAAGGAGAAUUGUUAGUACAGAAAUCCAAGAAAAGGCUGCAAGUGUCUUCGGCGAGUAAGAAAGAGUGUUUAGGAAAACUAAAUUCCCAGCAUGGUUUAUAUCCUAGACAAUUCAAUGGACAUAAACCAAUCCCAUAUGAUGAAGGUGAUGACUAAUGGAUUAUAUUUGGUUAUAUUUGUCAAUCUUUUUUACUUACAGCAAAUAAGAAUUAAGACCAUUGCUUUUCUUCCAUUUGGACUAAGCUAAAAUUAUGUUUUGACUUAAGGGUAGAUAAUACAUAUUUGUUUGAAAAAUUAGCGUUAUAAUUGCUCUGUCCUUACAAAUAUCUGAUUACAUUAGGGUUUACGUUUGGAACCAUCUGAACACAAGACAGAUUUUUAUUGAUUAAAAGAAAUGUAUGUAUA
Mercenaria mercenaria is the source of this 2282-nucleotide messenger RNA. RefSeq lists its product as uncharacterized. The record is from RefSeq and is a predicted model, not a curated record. The transcript has 4 exons. The coding region runs from base 63 to 2033 and encodes 656 amino acids. Lineage: Eukaryota; Metazoa; Mollusca; Bivalvia; Venerida; Veneridae.